This is a messenger RNA of Nicotiana tabacum (common tobacco), 2245 nucleotides long. NCBI's taxonomy places the organism in Eukaryota, Viridiplantae, Streptophyta, Magnoliopsida, Solanales, Solanaceae. The record is from RefSeq and is a predicted model, not a curated record.
CUGUAUAACUAACAAUCUCCUAACCAAACUAACCCUAAAAGUUUCACUAAUGAUGUCUGGCUAAAAAAAUGGGAAAUUAGUGUGGUUCUCUUCAUAUGCCUAAAGUUUGAAAUGACAAUGAUUUCCAUUUGCUAGCAGCGGGAGAAUCCAAAACCCCAAGGCGACGAAGUGAGGAGGAGAAGAGCAUCUGAGCAUGAGAUACAAUUUCGACUUGUCGGAGCCCCGUGAAGCUGACGACGCCGACGACGGUGGCCGUCAAUCAGCAACGCCAACUUCAGCUUCAACACCCAAAGAAGAACUGGAAUGGCUACCCUUACAAAACCACCCUGUAUUUUGUGCUCCGAGCAGGGAUGGCGCUGCCCAUUCCUCCAACUUCACAAUGCCUAAAAACCUUUUCGCGUGGGACGGAGCUUCUCGUCUCUACUUUUGGGACUCCUACAAAAGCUGUCUGCAUCGGCUCUCCGUUCGAUUGGGCGAACCGGACCGUACUUCCGUCCUUGCCGCUUCUCCCUCUAAGGUACUGCAAGCUGAUAUGCAAUUGGAUUUUGAGGUUCAGCGAAUUUCCAUUAAUAGAAAUGGAUCAGCACUUUUCCUAGUUGGCUUGGAUGGUUUAUACGUCAUGUAUCUCUAUGGGAGGACUUCGACCAAAGAAAAUACAGUUAUAUGCCGGACAGUUUCAGUUGGUUCAGAGAUUUACUUUGACAAAAACAACUCAAUACGCACGUUGCAGGUUUGUUGGCACCCUUACAGUGACACCCAUCUGGGAAUCCUCUCUUCUGAUUCCGUUUUCAGGGUUUAUGAUCUGUCGUCGGCCCUUGGUCAGCCAGAACAGGAGUAUUAUUUGCAGCCUGUGGAGCCUGGCAGUUCGCACAAUGCUACAUCAAUCUGCCCCGUCGAUUUUUCUUUUGGGGGUGAUCAUUUGUGGGACAGGUUCAGUGUUUUUGUCUUGUUUAGUGAUGGCUCAGUUUACAUCCUAUGUCCUGUUGUUCCAUUUGGAAGUGUGUACAAAUGGGAAUCUAUACUGGAGUUAUAUAGUGAUGCGCAUGUGUUUGGUCUGAAAUCAUCGAAUUCAAAAGCUGUGAAAAACUCAAAUUUGGCAAUCUCUUGGUUGGAAGCAACAUUUCCUGAACUAGCCCGGAAAGAAGUUCAUGCAGAAAAUGCUUCUGUGCUUAGAGCUCAGCCUUAUGCUUUAUUUGAUGCGUCAAUCUCAUUGCAGGGGCCCUUACGUAAAGUAAGUCACGGCGUUGAAGAAGACUCGGUUCAUCCUCCAGUUUGUGAAGGGCGUGCUGUCAGUUUUCUUUAUGAUUUAGUUAGCAAAGAUUCUAUUGUCGUAACUGCUUGGAGUGGUGGCCAGUUGCAAAUUGAUGCUUUAGCUGAUGAAGUACAGCCGGUUUGGAAGGUCGGUAGCCCACCUCGGGUUUGUCUGGAUUCAACUGAUAGUAUAGUUGGCCUUGCAAUGAUUUGCGAGUCAUUGUCCAGUGACACCUCUAUUUCGAAGCUUGACCUGCCACCUGAUCAUACCUUAUGGUUGGGGCAUCCACCUCCUCUUUUGAGGCUGGCUAUUGUGGAUUUAGCUCUGCCCAGAAGAAGCGGUUCUGUUAUAUUGAUGUUUGUUGAUCCCCUUAUUUCAGAAAGAAUAUAUUGCCUUCACAAUGGAGGAAUUGAUUCAGUAGUGUUACACUUUUUGCCUUUUACUAAUCAGAGUAGUGGCAAAGAAGACAUGAUGAGAAGUCCCUCUGUGCAUCCCGUUCUUAGCACUUUCCAAGGAGAAGCAUCCUCAGCCUCCCCACUUUGUGGUUUCUUGGCUCUGUCAGAUUCUUUCGGAGAUUCAUGGAUCGUGGGUCUUACCCCUUCUAGCGAGUGUAUAGUGUUGGAGAUGGAGACUUGGAAUACACUGGUUCCCCCAAUUAUUGAUAAGGUUGACAAACUCAGAGACUCAGAGGGACCAAAAGAUACAGAUAUUCCUACUAUCAUAAGCAAAGAGCUCCUUACCGGGCCCAGGGUAGUUCUUUUGCCUCCUUCAUCGCCUCAUUUACGCUCCGUUGCUGCUGAUUCAAUUGAAGGCCGAUCAACACUUCAUCAGUAUUUCAAGCUUUUUCAUGAAAAUUAUGUGGAAUAUGCCCACAAGGUAACUUUGUGCUGUCGUUACGCUAUAAUCUUGAUAGCAGUUGUGACUUUUUCCUGCUGGACUUCUCUUUUUAAGUUAGAUUUUGCCUUAUUAUCUAUCUGAUCCUUCAAAUUUUCC